Molecule: messenger RNA, 285 nt
Organism: Drosophila navojoa
Lineage: Eukaryota; Metazoa; Arthropoda; Insecta; Diptera; Drosophilidae
Product: ras-related protein RabY-like
Source: RefSeq, a predicted model, not a curated record
GAUGGGAUGGGAGCGAUGGAUUCGAACCAAAAUAAAUGCGCAAUGCAUACAAGGAGCGUACAGCGCGCCCGAGAGUUGGAGAGCCGGAGAGCAGCUCGCAACAACAAACGCAGCAGCAGCAGCAGCAACAGCAGCAGCAGCAACAGCAGCAGCAGCAGCAACUUUGCUGGGAAGAAUCCUUUUUUAAAAAGUUGCCACAGCUUCGACUGCAUCUGCCACAACAUCAGCCUUCACGUUCGCUCGUCGACGGUUUUUUCAAUUUUUUUUUUUUUUUCUUCUUACGCG